This is a messenger RNA of Nerophis lumbriciformis (worm pipefish), 1386 nucleotides long. Lineage: Eukaryota; Metazoa; Chordata; Actinopteri; Syngnathiformes; Syngnathidae. The record is from RefSeq and is a predicted model, not a curated record.
AUGAAGCUUUCGUUCACCCGACCUGUGCAUUACAAAGCUAUGAGCCUGUGUGUGCUCUUUGUCGUGCUGGGAGUCUGUGCUGCACAUCAACCUGGGAAACAAGGGGAGGAGGAUUACGAAGAUGUUCCCAUCAAUAAGACCUGGGUCUUAUCUCCAAAGGUCUACGAAAGCGAUGUCACAAUGAUACUUAAUAAACUUCUGCAAGGCUAUGACAACAAACUACGGCCUGACAUUGGGGUGAGGCCGACUGUGAUUGAAACAGCGGUGUAUGUCAACAGCAUUGGACCAGUCGACCCCAUCAACAUGGAAUACACAAUCGACAUCUUCUUUGCCCAGACAUGGUAUGAUGGCAGACUGAAGUUCAACAGCUCAAUGAAGCUGCUUAUGCUCAACAGUAACAUGGUAGGCAAAAUAUGGAUUCCUGACACAUUCUUCAGAAAUUCCAGGAAAUCAGACGCCCACUGGAUUACCACUCCAAACCGCCUACUGAGACUGUGGAGCAAUGGUAGAGUGAUGUACACACUGAGGUUGACUAUUAAUGCGGAGUGUUACCUUAAGCUGCAUAACUUUCCAAUGGACGAGCACUCCUGUCCGCUGGAGUUUUCAAGCUAUGGUUACCCGAGGAACGAGAUAUCCUACCGUUGGCAGAGACGAGCAGUAGAGGUGGCUGACCAGCGUUAUUGGAGACUCUACCAGUUUGCAUUUGUAGGAAUGAGAAAUACCUCAGAUGUGGCCCACACCCAGUCAGGGGAAUACGUCAUCAUGACCAUCUUUUUCGACCUGAGUCGGAGAAUGGGUUAUUUCACCAUUCAGACCUACAUUCCAUGCAGUAUGAUUGUGGUCCUGUCCUGGGUCUCUUUUUGGAUUAACAAGGAUGCUGUGCCGGCUCGCACAUCUUUAGGUAUCACCACAGUGCUUACGAUGACAACUCUUAGCACCAUCUCCAGAAAGUCCUUGCCCAAGGUCUCAUAUGUUACAGCUAUGGACUUGUUUGUCUCUGUCUGCUUCAUCUUCACCUUUGCUGCUCUCAUGGAGUACGGAACACUGCAUUACUUCACAAGCAACAGACAGACCAAAAAGUCCAAAGCCAAGAAUAACACACAACAGAAGCCAUCGAGUAUGGUCAAUCUCCAUUCUGGACCAUCCCUGCUGCAAAUGAACAACAUUAUGCACUAUCACGACGACGACGACUAUGCCUACGAUUGUUUGGACGGAAAAGACUGCAUGAGUUUCUUUUGCUGCUUCGAUGACUGCCGCUCAGGUGCCUGGCGAGAAAACAGGAUGCAUGUGCGAGUGAGCAAGAUCGAUUCUUAUUCGAGAAUAUUCUUCCCUACUGCUUUUGGCCUUUUUAAUUUGGUUUAUUGGAUAGGUUAUCUUUAUCUCUAA